This is a messenger RNA of Daldinia loculata, 936 nucleotides long. RefSeq lists its product as uncharacterized. The coding region runs from base 1 to 936 and encodes 311 amino acids. The transcript has a single exon. Lineage: Eukaryota; Fungi; Ascomycota; Sordariomycetes; Xylariales; Hypoxylaceae. The record is from RefSeq and is a predicted model, not a curated record.
AUGCCCGCUGUCAAUCUCCCUCUGCAGCAGGCCCACGGUACCUUAUAUAUGGUACCGUGGACCCAUCUGCGGCUCUUGUUCACCUUCUUAGGAUUCACUUCCCUCGGUGUACUACUACUAGUGUUUAAGAGAUAUAAGUCACAUUCCCCAACCUACACUGGUCAGCUGGAUGCCAGCCCUACUACUCUUCAGAAACUUUGGAUUUCAGAGAAGUCACGCGGAAUCGUCUUCCAGAACGAGAUCAUGUCAGUGAAUCAGCCCUCAGGAGUCUCACAGCUGUCCUCAGCUGGGAACUUAAGUGAAGGGGAAAAGAAACAUCAUGAUAGGUCCAAAGACCGAGAAAGCAGCGAGGGGCAUCAGGGAGAUAUGACAGCUUCCGUGAGCAUAGACGCAGGCAUGCCGCUGAUCCUUAAAUCUGGCCCACCGCCGCCACCGCCGCUAACACCACCUACUCUCUUGACAGGGGUUUUUAGUUUUCAGGACCGCCGGCUAAGCAUUGCGGCUUCUAGCAUGGGCGAUCUGGAUACGAGCUUCUUCCAGCAGCCGAACCCGGAUUAUACAUUAUCACCCUCGCCGGAGUCCAGCACAACCGCGUUAGCCCACGGUCAAGAUUCUCCCUCUAUUCCAAGGAGAAGGUCUUACACAAAGAUGUUGCCUCUCGGACCAGCGCAUACAGACUCGGGACACGAUGGAGCAUCUUUCUCCCCUAGCUCAUUCCCAUCCUCGAGCCCAAUCUUACCCCUUGCGCCACAUGAAUCGCUCGAUUCUAGGGAGAUCGAUGUCAAGGGCGAGAUUAUCUCAGUAAUGGACGAUUCAGGCGCCGGUUGGAAGCGGCAUACGCGAGUAUACGGCGGAGGUGUUUGCUUAGCUUGCCUGGCUUCUGGGAGCCAGGGAGGAUUCUAUGGCGAUAAUGUUCCCCUCGAGCAUCGCCGUUAG